Molecule: messenger RNA, 1572 nt
Organism: Iphiclides podalirius (scarce swallowtail)
Lineage: Eukaryota; Metazoa; Arthropoda; Insecta; Lepidoptera; Papilionidae
Source: the annotation of a GenBank genome assembly
AUGUCCGCCACCGCGGUGAAGCUUUCCGAUGGCAAGGGGCUGGCGUUCGUGCGGCCGACGCCGGAUCACACGUUUGAGCUGGACGAGGAGCUCCUCGCCGGCCUGCUGGACCGUCAGGACAUCAGGAACCGGUCCGUGAUCUUCGUCGCAGUGGCGGGCGCCUUCCGCAAGGGCAAAUCCUUCCUACUCUCCUUCUUCCUACGCUAUUUGUAUAACACGUACGAGCUCAAGUUGGACAACGACGACUGGUUGGGGGCGGAAGACCAGCCGCUGAAGGGCUUCAGUUGGCGCGGCGGCGCCGAGCGGCACACCACCGGUCUACUGAUCUGGUCGCAGCCGUUCAAGGCCACCCUCGAUAAUGGGGAGGAGGUAGCGAUAUUCCUAAUGGAUACCCAAGGGACCUUCGACAGCGAGUCCACUAUACGCGACAACGCCACGGUCUUCGCUCUUUCCACCAUGGUGUCCUCAAUCCUAAUCUACAAUCUUUCGCAGAACAUCGAGGAGGACGAUCUGCAGCAUUUGCAGCUGUUCACAGAUUAUGGCAGAGUGGCAUUGGAGAAGACGGAGGGCAAGCCGUUCCAGCACCUGAUGUUCCUCGUGAGGGACUGGAGCGUGCCGUACGAAUACGAGUACGGAGCUGAGGGCGGCCAAAGGUUUUUGGACAAGCGGCUGGAGGUCCACGAGAACCAGCACGAGGAGCUGAAAACCCUCCGGCGCGAGAUCAAGUCGUUCUUCGCGAAGCUGUCUUGCUUCUUGAUGCCACACCCUGGCAUGAAGGUGGCCACCAACCGCUCGUUCGACGGCAGACUCUCGGAUAUCGACACGGAGUUUAAACAGCAGCUCAAGAAGUUAAUCCCCAGCCUGCUUGCGCCAAAGAACUUGCAAGUCAAGGUCAUGUCGGGGCAGAAGAUAAAAGUCAAGGACCUACUCCAUUACAUAAAGGCUUACGUGGCGGUGUUCAACGGGUCGGACCUCCCUGUCCCGCAGACGAUUUUAGAGGCGACCGCGCAGGCGAACAACCUGUCGGCGGUGGCGGACGCGCGCGAGGUGUACGAGACGCUGAUGGAGGAGGCGGCGGGCGGGGCGCGCCCCUACCUGCCGCCCGACCGGCUCGCCGGGGAGCACCGGCGCGCCGUGGACAAGGCCCUGCUCAGCUUCCACAGCAAGAAGAAGAUGGGCGGCGAGGAGAAGGCGGAGCACUACAAACAGCAGCUGCUGCAGGAUCUAAACGAAGACUACGAGAGGCUGCGAGCGCAGAACGAGAGCAAGAGUAUGCUGAACCUGUUUGGCACCGGCGUGGUGUUCGCGGUUCUGCUGGUGGCUGGUGUCGUGCUGAGCAUGAUCGCACGCACGAUCGGCAUACGGCUGCUGGAGGCGGCGGGCCAGGGGGUCAGCCUCGCCGCACUGUGCGCUCUAGGGCUCUGGGCCUACAGCAGAUUUACGGGCCAAAUGAGAGAAAUAAGCGAAUUCUUGGAUGAGGUAGCACGCAAUCUGCGAAACAGUAUACUGCAAAAUGUAUCACCAUUGGGUACACUUCCCGGUACAGCGUCGGCGGAGAACCUUAAAAAAGAC